Meira miltonrushii is the source of this 1161-nucleotide messenger RNA. RefSeq lists its product as uncharacterized. The transcript has a single exon. Bases 66 to 983 code for a protein of 305 amino acids. NCBI's taxonomy places the organism in Eukaryota, Fungi, Basidiomycota, Exobasidiomycetes, Exobasidiales, Brachybasidiaceae. The record is from RefSeq and is a predicted model, not a curated record.
GCCUUUGCUCAUCAUACUUCUGAAGAGUGAUUCUUGACAAACUUGGUUCUUGACCACAUCACAAAAUGGAAUUCGAUCCACUUUCAAGAGAUGUACCGCCUUCAAGGCAUGAUGUUGAAUCAGACAGCGAAGGUUCAGAGGAUGAAGAGCAACUCCAUCAAAGAAGUUCAACGGGAGAAGGAUCAAAUCGAACAAAAAAGUCAUUUGUUCCGCCUUCAUUCACACUCAAGGGAAACACAAAGGAUGCUUCGAUCUCACCUUCCUUGCCGUUGACUGUAUUCAUCGGCACUUCCGGAGAGGCGUUCGUGCGAAGUAAUGCUCAAUUCACAGAAUCAUUUGUUCUGCUCAACUCAGACAACGGCGAACAACAAGGAGCACUUGAUCAUUCAAAAUCCGCGACGUAUGCUCUCAUAAGGCCUGAUGCUGAUACGUCCGCACAACAAGCUACUUUGACCUACCUCGCAUCGUAUCUUACUGAGACUUUACGUCCAUCAAGCGUCACAAUCGUUGACGAAUAUUAUCCAGCAUUGUAUCUCUCAGACACAGAACGAGAUUAUGGCGAGGCUCAGCCGAUUCGAGUCUUGAACGCCGGUCAACCUGCUCUGCAAAGUACAAAAGCAAUCAAGAGCGUUCAGCCUUUUGUCGCUCCAAAUUAUAUCACCGGUCUAGGAGCAGCACUUUUAGCACAUGCUGCAAGUAUAAACACUCCUGCCAGUUUGGUAUCGGCCCCUCAGGAAAAAAGUGUGAAUCCUCAUUUGCAAACAUUACAACGUGUUCCAAAUGCUUCUUCUUCCGUCUCUGAUCGACCUGAAGCUUUGGACGCGCUUCUUUCACAAGAGUUGGCAUCACUUCUUUCGAUACAAGCUCCAAAGCAGCAGAAGCCCACCACCACCACAGCACGAUCGCUGGACACUUUCUUGAACGAAAGAAGGACACGCGAAAGAAAGAAGCAACAGAAUGAGAUAUCGGCAAUGUACAUGUAAUAUUAGGGUAAAUGUUCAUGAAAAAUAAAAAGCGUUCAAAAAAAGGUCUAUAAGGAUUGUGAUUAGGUUGUGAUCUUCCCGCUUUUACUCAGCACUUGUCGACUAAUCUAUUUGGUGGUCUGCAUAAAGAAAGGGGGAAAGUCAGUAAAACAAAAGAGAUAGUUUAUCGGAGCCUCAU